AUGUCUUCCAACGACGCGACCCGCGAUCCACGACUUCAACAAAAGAACAGUUCUGCUCCACCGGCUCCGUCGUUUGGAGAGAACAAGAAGCGACCGGCGAGUCGGUCCCCAGCGGCAGCUGCCAAGCCUGCUAGGAAGCAGUCAGUCCCAUUCGCAGCAUUCAGUCAGUCUCACAACGGUAAUGGCAAUGGCAACAUCGACAGUGAUUCGCGCCGGUCGUCCGUUAGUAGCACCGACCAGCGUCAGGCUCCAGUCGCGAACAUGAUGCCGACAGCUCAACAUCCAACUCCGAGCACUACCUCCUUCUUGGAAGACCUGCCUCAGAGGUCAGCAGAUCUCGCUGUGGCCAAGCUGAAUCUGGAACACGCUCAGCGCGCGUAUGAUCAAUCUGUUAAGGAGAGCGACGCCUGCAAGCAAUUUUUUGACGCAUAUCCGUCCAUUAAGGAGCAGCGGCUCAACAGUCUUCGCAACACGACAAACAAGCUGACUGCUUGUCGUAAUGCUUACGACAGGUACGUGAUCACCUCCAGCUCUCGGCCACUAGUCGGCCUUUCAGCUUCACAAUCUGCUUGAUCGUCUCUGGGAUAUCGACAUGGCUGACUUUAAAGCAGGAAGGAUCAAGCCAUGCAGCAGGCAAUGGCCGAUGCUGAUGCUCGCUUUCAGGCUUCGGUGGCGAAUGCAGCCAAAGAGCGCUCCAAGGACGAUGUCACCCAGGAUCGUGCCAGACAGUCUCAGUUCGCGAAGCUCGAGCACAAGUUGCAACAGGUCGACCACAAGGUGGACGAGUUCGAGCACAAGGUGAAACAGGCCGAGCACAAGGUGGAACAGCUCAGCAAGGAAACCCAAGUCACAUCUCAGGCCUUCGACAAUUUCGACAAGCGCUUCAAGGACAUCCAGAAGCACAUUGAAGAACUCAUUCAGAACAUGAAUGCUGACGCCGCGAUCACUUCGGAGCAUGGUGAGCAACUUUCUACACUGCGCAACGAUUACGAGGCUUUCAAGCAAAGUUUCGCGGGCUUGCAGGACAUCGUUCAAGGCCUACAGGACCAAGCUUCGGCCAUGAAAGACAAGGGCGGUAACAACGGCAAUGAGCUUGGCCUGGCACAUUUCAGGGUGGUCUCGGCACCAUCCGACGAAGACGACGUGCAGAUCCCCUGGAAGCAGAAGGUCGAGGGCCAGAUCGAGGGCCUCAACAUCUGGACAUCGUCCAUUCAGCGGCAGUACGACAACCUGACCACCGAGCACGUCGUCCAGAAGAUGGUGGACCAAAUGAGCACCAUGUAUCCUGCUGCAAAGGACUUCCAGGUGUGUGUUAACAACAUCAACGGCAAGAUCGCGCAGAUCGAGGCUACACUGCUCGAUCCCCAGAAGCGCGAAGGUGGAGAUGCGGCUGGUCCUUCGGCGCACGAGGUCAGCGACAUGCGCAACAACCUGGAUGCGCUGAAGGUGCAGGGCGAGCAGGCCAUCGAUUUCUUGAAAGACGAGAUUGGGAAGAUUCAAGGCAACCUCGAAAUCGUCUUUCAAAAUAGCCCCGCAGCUUCCAAGCAGCAGGGCUGA
Messenger RNA from Lecanosticta acicola, 1557 nucleotides. Lineage: Eukaryota; Fungi; Ascomycota; Dothideomycetes; Mycosphaerellales; Mycosphaerellaceae. The record is from the annotation of a GenBank genome assembly.